AUGCCUCCUCACAAGAAGGCGGUCAUUGACCCUGCUGGUCUCCUUGGGAUUUGUGACACUCUGCACGGCAUUCAGCGUACCUUGCGCCAUAGCAACGACCUGGUUAAGGCCCUGCACCCUCACAACCCAACCAUCGUCGACUGCCACGAAUAUGAGAGCAGUGAGAGCAAGCCUGAAUCUGAGGCUUACCCUGGCGAGGACGACGGUGACUCUGACCUUGAGUGUGCCCUUGGUGGUGGUGCUGCGGAGGAUGAGGACACUCUCCUUGACGACGAUGAUAAGGUUGUUGAGCUCGCGGCUGGCGAAGCUGACGGUGCCGUGUGA
Pseudogymnoascus destructans is the source of this 324-nucleotide messenger RNA. RefSeq lists its product as uncharacterized. The record is from RefSeq and is a predicted model, not a curated record. The coding region runs from base 1 to 324 and encodes 107 amino acids. The transcript has 2 exons. NCBI's taxonomy places the organism in Eukaryota, Fungi, Ascomycota, Leotiomycetes, Thelebolales, Thelebolaceae.